This is a messenger RNA of Quercus robur (English oak), 1894 nucleotides long. RefSeq names its product probable CoA ligase CCL9. Gene Ontology annotation, biological process: fatty acid metabolic process. Lineage: Eukaryota; Viridiplantae; Streptophyta; Magnoliopsida; Fagales; Fagaceae. The transcript has 4 exons. Gene Ontology annotation, molecular function: medium-chain fatty acid-CoA ligase activity. The record is from RefSeq and is a predicted model, not a curated record. The coding region runs from base 129 to 1700 and encodes 523 amino acids.
AUGUAGGUAUAUUUCCGCGUAUACUCUGAGCUAUUUACCUCUCUGUCAAAUAGUCAAAAAAUAUAUCGAUCUCUCUGUAUUCUGUAAUACUAGCACACAAAACCAAUCUCUCUCUCUCUCUCUCUGAGAUGGAGAAUCAAACGCUCACCGGAUUGCUGACAAGUAUCGCCGGAGAAUUCCCAUCACUGCGAGCAAUCUCAGUCUCCGGCAAAUUCGACUUGACGUACGCUCGGCUUCAUGAACUCGUUGAAACUGCCGCCUCUCGCCUUGUCUCCGCCGGUGUUCACGUCGGCGAUGUCGUGGCCCUUGUCUUCCCAAACACCGUCGAGUUUGUUAUAAUGUUUUUGGCUGUAAUUCGAGCCAGAGCCACGGCUGCACCACUCAACCAAGCCUACACAUCAGAGGAGUUUGAGUUCUACUUAGGGGACUCGGAGUCCAAGCUCUUAUUAACCUCAAAAGAAGGAAAUGCCUCAGCUCAAGCCGCGGCUUCAAAGCUCAAAAUCCCACACACCACAGCCACACUCUCUGAAGCCAACGCGGAGCUGACUCUAUCACCAACUCAGUCCGAAUCAAACCCCAACUCGGUUACCAAACUCACCAAUGAGCCCACUGACGUGUCACUCUUCCUCCACACCUCAGGCACCACGAGCCGACCAAAGGGUGUCCCUUUAACUCAGCUCAACUUAGCUGCCUCAGUGCAAAACAUCAAAUCGGUGUACAAACUCACUGAGUCAGACUCAACAGUGAUAGUCCUCCCACUGUUUCAUGUUCACGGGUUAUUGGCCGGGUUACUGAGUUCACUCGGAGCUGGAGCCGCUGUGGCUCUCCCAGCUGCUGGUAGAUUCUCAGCUUCAACAUUUUGGUCAGACAUGCUCAACUAUAAUGCCACGUGGUACACUGCAGUUCCUACUAUCCACCAAAUUAUAUUGGAUCGCCACUUGGGUAACCCGGAACCCGUUUACCCAAAGCUCCGAUUCAUUCGAAGCUGUAGCGCGUCGCUUGCACCUGCCAUUAUGGCCCGACUCGAGGAGGCGUUCGAGGCCCCGGUAUUGGAGGCCUAUGCAAUGACUGAGGCGGCCCAUCUCAUGGCGUCGAACCCAUUACCCGAAGAUGGCCCGCAUAAACCUGGGUCGGUAGGGAAACCCGUGGGUCAAGAAAUGGUGAUAUUGGAUGAGAAUGGUUUGGUUCAAGAGCCUCAAAUUAAUGGGGAGGUGUGUAUUAGGGGACCAAAUGUGACAAAGGGUUAUAAAAAUAAUCCUGAGGCUAAUAAGGCUGCUUAUCAAUUUGGGUGGUUUCAUACGGGUGAUCUCGGGUAUUUUGAUUCGGAUGGGUAUUUGCACCUAGUUGGUCGGAUCAAGGAGCUCAUCAAUCGUGGAGGGGAGAAAAUUUCACCAAUUGAGGUGGAUGCAGUCCUUUUGUCCCAUCCUGAGAUUGCUCAAGCAGUUGCUUUCGGAGUCCCUGAUGACAAAUACGGUGAAGAGAUUAAUUGUGCAAUCAUUCCAAGAGAAGGAUCAGACAUUGACGAGGCAGAGGUACUGAGGUUUUGCAAGAAAAAUCUUGCAGCCUUCAAAGUCCCCAAAAAGGUUUUUCUAACCGAUUCUCUACCAAAAACUGCUACUGGGAAAAUCCAACGACGUUUUGUAGCAGAGCACUUCCUUGCUCAAAUCUCAACUGCUAAAGUCCCCAAGUUUGGAGCCUAGACAAGGAUAAUCUAUCUGGCAUAUCAGUCGUAUCCCGGCCGAAAGUUUCUAUAUUUUAGAUUCAUAUGAACCAACAUAAAUCAGUUAUUCUUGCCAAUCGAGCACAACGGAUUGGAAAGUUCUUGUUUUUUUAUUCACCUGGGGAUAAAACUCGGUGGUUUCUAUAAUAGCAUCAUAGAUUAUUGUUUAUUUAA